Messenger RNA from Ostertagia ostertagi, 465 nucleotides. The record is from the annotation of a GenBank genome assembly. Lineage: Eukaryota; Metazoa; Nematoda; Chromadorea; Rhabditida; Trichostrongylidae.
UUUCGAUCAAUAACGAAGCAAUAUUUCCGUAAAGCUGACGGUGUACUACUGUUAUUCGAUGUAACGUCAGAGCAAAGCUUUCUAAACGUUCGAAAUUGGAUCGAAUCGGUUCGGAACGGUGUCGAAGACUCGACCGUGUUAGCCUUGGUCGGCAAUAAGGUCGAUUUGUUCGGUAGCGAUUCGUCGCGAAAUUCUGUUUAUAAAGCUGGCAAAAAACUUGCUGACCAAUAUUUCCGUAAAGCUGACGGUGUACUACUGUUAUUCGAUGUAACGUCAGAGCAAAGCUUUCUAAACGUUCGAAAUUGGAUCGAAUCGGUUCGGAACGGUGUCGAAGACUCGACCGUGUUAGCCUUGGUCGGCAAUAAGGUCGAUUUGUUCGGUAGCGAUUCGUCGCGAAAUUCUGUUUAUAAAGCUGGCAAAAAACUUGCCGACGAUGGGAUCCAACCCGUUGAAAAGCUGAAGGAG